AUGGCUCAUAACUUGGCAAAAAAUAUUUUGAGGCAAAAUCAUUUCUCAAUUCUGUGGUGUCCUAGCGUGAAGAACUUUACAACUUUCAAACACAUAAUUCAGGGUGCAAUAUCGUGUGACCAUGCUGUUUCAAAAUUGACCUCAAAUCAAAAUCGAAUCUACAUAAAGAAUAGAUUUUAUGCAACUAACACAGCACAGAAAACAGAUGAAGAGUACAUAACUGAUAAUAAGAUAACAAUUCUUGGUGAAGAUAUACCCAGUCCUUUUCGAGAUAUAGAUAGCUGUGGAUUUCCAGAAUACAUAAAAACAGUAUUGAAAGAGCAAGGUAUUACAACUCCAACUGUAAUACAGUCUCAAGGUUGGCCAAUUGCAUUGGCAGGUAAGAAUUUUGUAGGCAUUGCACAAACCGGAACUGGUAAAACAUUAGCCUAUCUCUUACCAGCAGUUGUUCAUAUAAAAGAAACUGAAGGUAGACGGGGUAGGGGUCCAAGAGUUUUAAUUGUAGCCCCAACAAGGGAGCUAGCCCGUCAGAUUGAAGAAGUUGCAAAAGAAUUUCAAAAGUCUUUAGGAAUUCGCUCUUUGUGUAUUUAUGGUGGUGUUAGCCGAAGUAGACAGGCAGAGGAGUUAAAGUAUGGAGUUGAUAUAUUAAUAGCAACACCAGGACGACUUAAUGAUUUCAUUGAUAGUAAAGUUACCAAUCUGUCAAGAUGUAACUAUGUUGUAUUGGAUGAAGCUGAUAGAAUGUUGGAUAUGGGUUUUGAGCCACAAAUAAGAAAAGCACUUGAGGGGGUACCCUAUGAAAGACAAAUACUUAUGUUCUCGGCUACAUGGCCUAAAGAAGUCCAAUAUCUUGCAAAAGAUUAUUUAGGAAAAUUUGUUCAAGUUAAUGUGGGAUCAACUGACUUAACAGCAAACCAUAAUAUUAAGCAGAAUUUCUAUGUUCUUGAACAAGGACAAAAAAUGGAUAAGCUGAAACAAAUAAUGCAUGACAUAGCUGGUCAUGGUUUUGGUAAAAUUCUUGUAUUUACAAACACUAAGAGAUUUGUGGAUAAUUUGACACUCUCAUUGAGAAGAAAUAAAUGGCCUGCUGUAGGUAUUCACGGUGAUAAGUCACAGGCACAGAGGGAUGUAAUAAUCAAUAAAUUCAGAAGUGGUACAACCAAUAUUCUGGUUGCUACAGAUGUGGCUGCGAGAGGAUUAGAUGUUGAUGGAAUUACACAUGUGAUCAACUAUGAUUUCCCAAAUACUACAGAAGAUUAUAUUCACCGAAUAGGACGGACUGGCCGUUCACAAAAUAAAGGUGUUUCUUACACAUUCCUUACAACUGAAGAAGGUCGUCAUGCCCACAGCAUUAUAGCUGUUUUAAAAGAAGCCAAGCAGGAAGUUCCAGAGGAGUUAGAGUUUUUAGCAAGAGAUUUCAGCAACAUGAAAAAUGUCAAUACUCAUAUGAAGCAAAGACCAAAACCGAGGAAUUAUAAUUUUAGAAAUAAUAGAAAUAAUCGAUGGAAUAAUUAUGAUAGAAAUAAUUACUAUUAA
Molecule: messenger RNA, 1536 nt
Organism: Pieris macdunnoughi
Lineage: Eukaryota; Metazoa; Arthropoda; Insecta; Lepidoptera; Pieridae
Source: the annotation of a GenBank genome assembly